UUAAGCGCCACUACUCGCGAGAAUUCCGCUACGCAGCAAUAGCGGGACUGUGAGUGCCGCUGACAGAACUCAAGGAAAACGGGCUGGAACAGGUUUGGUCCGAGAUCGGGCUACUGGGGUCCCUCCGAGACACUUUUCCCUGGAGGGCGUGACAGCCGGGGUCAUGAAGCCACUCCGGGGGCCGGACGGCCGCCAGCGACCAAGCUCCCGCCUCUUCCCCAGAUGCCGCGCCACUGCUCGGCCGCCGGCUGCUGCACACGGGAUAGUCGCGAAACGCGCAACCGCGGCAUCUCUUUCCACAGACUUCCCAAGAAGGACAAUCCGAGGCGUAGCCUGUGGCUGGCCAACUGUCAGCGGCUGGACCCCAGCGGCCAGGGCCUGUGGGACCCUGCCUCUGAGUACAUUUACUUCUGCUCCAAACAUUUCGAGGAGAACUGCUUUGAGCUGGUGGGAAUCAGGUGGGCUUCCUUGCCAGCCAGCAUUGGGCAGGGUGUGGGGUGUCAGCAUAGUAUACAGCGGGGCAGCUGUGUCUUGAAGAGGCAGUCCCUGAGCAGCUGCCCUGAGGACAGCUUGCCAGGUGGACAGGCAGCCAUGGUUCCAAAAGUGCUGCUUUCCCUUCCCCUUUGUGUACAGUAAAGCGCACUCCCAGUUUCACUUUGCCAGUUUCACUUUGCCAGUAACACCAGAGAAAAACAGCUGUUCCAGGGAGUGUUCCUCACCCAGGCCUCCCAGCAAGCCCACAAAAAGAAUUCUUUUUGGCUGGUCUGUCCAGCCCUGUUGGUGGAGCUGCUUCAUCCAUCUCAGCUUUAAGAGAUUGGUGGGAUUCUGCCUAACGUGGCAUUGUCUCAAACUUGUUUAUUAUGUGCCUUCCAGCCUGCCACAACCCCAGUACUAGGGAAGCUGUAUUGGGUACCAGAGGGAGAUGGCCCAAGUGGCAGCACUUGUUCUUCAGCUCAUUAGGGCUGCUUUUCCCCCACAGUGGCUAUCACAGGCUGAAGGAAGGGGCAGUUCCCACCAUAUCUGAGUCUUUUUCCAAAUUGCACUGGAUAACCAAGACCAAGGGGCCCAGUUUUCCAAGCGGCCUCCAGAGUUACCUGAUUUGAGAAUGGAAGAAGUGGUAUGUGAUGGGUGCAGUAGUUCCUGCCUAUAAUCACUGCAGUUCAUUAGGCUAAGGCAAGAGGAGUCCAAGUUCAAAGCUAUUCUCAGCAAUUUAACAAGGCCUUAUAUUAAAAAAUAAAAAUGCAUUCAGUGUAAAAUAGAAUAUUCUUGAAUUGUUGGUGAGAAUAAAGUGAGCCCCAAGUAUCUUAAGAGAAUUUAAAAAAAUGCCU
This is a messenger RNA of Marmota flaviventris (yellow-bellied marmot), 1328 nucleotides long. The record is from RefSeq and is a predicted model, not a curated record. Lineage: Eukaryota; Metazoa; Chordata; Mammalia; Rodentia; Sciuridae.